This is a messenger RNA of Dimorphilus gyrociliatus, 2119 nucleotides long. The record is from the annotation of a GenBank genome assembly. Lineage: Eukaryota; Metazoa; Annelida; Polychaeta; Dinophilidae.
CCGGGGUAAACGGUGUGAAACGAACUUUUCAUACUAGUUUUAAUUGAAUUUUCUUGUCUGUAUCACUCUGAUUGUCGGAAGAGGACAGUCAAAACAAACACACUGAAAGGGAGAAUAAAUCUUAGUGAAGAUAACUCAUCGGAUCCAUCUAAAGAUAUAUAAAUAGAGUUGUUUGUAUGUUUUUGUUUACUGCUUAAGUAGGGAUGUAUCAGAAUAUGAAUUGGAAGAAAUCCGGAUUUCUUCCAUACUCUCUUAAAGCAAGACAAUUAGAAUUUACUGAUCCAGGAUUUGAUAGAUAUUCUUGGUCUGCUGAGGUUCGAUUAAAGGAGGAACGACUUGCUAACGAAAGAUUUAGUUUGGAAGCCAGGAAGACGAAAAGGCAAAUGAGGUCUAAGCCUUGGUCAGCCGAUAAGAGUAAGGCUGAAGAAAGACAGAAAGUCGGUAGGGAGAUAAAACAUGUGACUAAAUUCAGAAGAUGGCUCGAAGAAGAGAGAAAAGCUGCUAAGCAACACCAAAUGAACAAUGAAGCCAGGAAUAGAGAAAAGAUAAGAGAGGAAAGAAAAUCAGCGACAGUUUUAGCCAAGGAGAGAGAAAAGGAGAGAGAAUUGGAGAAGAUAAAAAUGAGUAAGGAAAUAGAAGCUUCAAUGAAAAUAAAUAGUAUUGUUAAAGGUUUUAUUGUAAGAACUAGAUUAAUGAAAAUUCGAUUCAGAAUUCACAAAUCGCAUGGAGACUGGAAGAAUUUUAUAAAUGAAUAUAAAGGGAUUCUGCAAAGAGUACAGAAAAGAUAUGGUAAACAAAAAAUAUCAACUCCUUUUAACACAAAAGAUAUCGUCAGAUUCAUGUCAAGAAAGGAAAAGUAUGAUAAAACAUUUUACAAUAUGGCGGUCGGUGACAAACUAGCUAAACAUAAUUUAAUGAAGUUUUUUAGGGAGAAUAGUUCUACCUUAACGGAAAGACAAGUAAAUAUUGCUUUUAGAUCUCUAUUUCAGAAAUGUCAAUCUAAAGCAGAUAUUUUCCUUGUAUCCGAUUUUUCGCCCACCCUCUCGGAUACAAGCUUCCGUACAAUGCAGACGUUUUUAAAAGAGUUUGUCAGAUGUUUGCAUAUAUCAACAGAAAAUGUUAGAAUAGGAUUUAGUCCUUUUAAUACAGAUGUUUUUGAAGGGUUUGAUAUUGAUCAAUAUGGAAUUUUAUCGGAUAUUCUUAAGGGUUUAGACUUUGUUAAAUACUCUAAAAACACUAUAACUUUUGAAUCGGCUUUUAAGAAAGCUAAAGAAGGACUUCAAAAAAGUAGACGAUCAGCUCCAAAGAUAAUGAUAAUAAUCACUGAUUUUUCCGAAGGAGGCCUCACAAUAGACAAACAAUCUCUAAAGAAAGACGAAAUAAAGAUAAUUGGUGUUAAUGUUGGCGACAGAACAGAUGAAUCAUCCUCUACCUUGCUCGGGAAAAGUUCAACUUUUCAGUUGAAUUCAAUUCUAAUUUUGGAGAGAAUUCGUUUCAAAAUGUAUAGAAAAUUAAAAAUAAAGAAUUGUCAAUAUUGCAACUUUCGAAUACCCGAAGAUUUCUUAAUCGAUAUGAACAGACCGUUGCACAAGCAUGAAAUUUUUGAAUUAGCUUGGACUCUUUACCCUCCAAGCGGAGCUGAUAUUUCAAAAGAGGAACAAAUUCAAUGGAUAGAGAACGGUGGUAUUCCAAAUUUAUAUCCAAAGUUGAAAUUGCUAAAUGAAAAAGUUAAAAUCGAAGAAGGAAAGGAAGAGAAAAGUCUUUGUUGGCAAAUUCAUUCUAAACUCGAUAUGAAUUUCGAUUCGAAGAAGAAAGCCCUUAAAAGUUCGAGUUCAGCAUCUUGGGAAGAUCUAGAAGGAAUGGCCGAAGAUUAUCUUAAGAAGAAUAAAAAGCACCAGGUAAAAGAAAAGCUCAAAAUAGAACUUGAAGAGAAGAAGAAAGAAAGGAAUAGAAAACCUUUCAAUCACCAACAAUCACAAGAAUCUUGAAGAAAAUAUAUUAUUAUUAAAGCUGACACCUAAUCAUAUUUUCCACGCACGAUAUCAAUGUGAAGAAGCGCCCUCUACAAAAAAAAAAUUAAACUAAAUGAAUAAAUAUAAUAGUCUAUUCAAUGUUGUCU